Cutaneotrichosporon cavernicola is the source of this 885-nucleotide messenger RNA. RefSeq lists its product as uncharacterized. Bases 1 to 885 code for a protein of 294 amino acids. The transcript has 5 exons. NCBI's taxonomy places the organism in Eukaryota, Fungi, Basidiomycota, Tremellomycetes, Trichosporonales, Trichosporonaceae. The record is from RefSeq and is a predicted model, not a curated record. Gene Ontology annotation, molecular function: oxidoreductase activity.
AUGGACAAAGCAUCAGGCAACGCAAUCCGUCUCUCCCGGGAGAGCACCGUCCGCCUGCGUUCUGGGGCCGCCAUGCCCAUCAUCGGCUACGGUGUUUACCAGGCCCGUGGCGAUGACUGCAAGAAUGGUGUCAAGGCGGCUCUUCAGUCCGGGUACCGGCAAAUCGACAGUGCGCAGGCGUACCAUAACGAAACGUUGGUUGGCGCUGGAGUUGCCAACUCGGGCGUACCCCGCUCCCAGGUAUUCAUUACGAGCAAGUUUAUGCCGGGGCACACGGUGCCGACGGAGGAUGAGGUGUUCGAUCACCUCGUAAAGUCACCACGGCGCUUCACGCCCGAAACGCCCAGACCGCCCGAGGGACACCUGGACCUGCUGUUAAUCCAUGCGCCGCGCCCCAACGAGGAGGCACGCGCCGUGCACUGGAAGGCAUUAGCACGCGCGCAGAAGGAGGGAUGGGCGCGCGACAUUGGCGUGUCCAAUUUCGGCGUCAAGCAUCUGGGCGCCCUCCCCGAGCCGCUUCCCGCCGUCAACCAGAUUGAACUGCAUCCCUGGUGCCAGCAACGCGACAUUGUCCAGUAUUGCCAGGACAAGGGGAUUGUCGUUCAGGCGUACUGCCCAAUAGUGCGCGCCGAUCCGAAGCGACUUGGCGAUCCCGUCGCUGUAAAGAUUGCGCAAAAACACGGCAAGGAGGUGCCGCAGGUGCUCAUCCGCUGGAGCUUGCAGAAAGGAUACGUCCCAUUGCCCAAGAGCGUUACCCCGGAGCGCAUCCAGUCAAACCUUGACGUGUUCGACUUUGAGCUCGAUGCUGAGGACAUGGCCGCGCUCGACUCGCUCGACGAGGGUGCUAAGGGCGCUUGCUCGUGGAACCCCGUCGACAACCCAUGA